This is a messenger RNA of Vollenhovia emeryi, 1536 nucleotides long. RefSeq lists its product as uncharacterized. Gene Ontology annotation, biological process: sensory perception of smell; detection of chemical stimulus involved in sensory perception of smell. Gene Ontology annotation, molecular function: olfactory receptor activity; odorant binding. The transcript is spliced from 9 exons. The record is from RefSeq and is a predicted model, not a curated record. Lineage: Eukaryota; Metazoa; Arthropoda; Insecta; Hymenoptera; Formicidae. The coding region runs from base 301 to 1437 and encodes 378 amino acids. Gene Ontology annotation, cellular component: plasma membrane.
AUUGUUGAUAUCUCGCUAUAUCAGUGAUAGCCAAUAGAAAAGCUCGAUUUUCCUUUUUUUUUCCCAUCAUGUAAGUAUGGAGAAUACUUAAAUUGCUGCAACUGUCACUCACUCCUCGAUGUUGUAUCUUCCACUGUCUAUCACGCGUCGCGAAGAACCAAGAAAAAAUUGGCCUGUGUAUUAAAGAAAUCAGUACGGCGGAAAAAAUACACGAAAUAAAAUCCGUUUCUCUAAAAUCUGCUGUCUGAAAUCUGCUCUUACAAAUCCGCUCUCCAUUCGCAUCUCGACUUUCGCAAGAGAAUGAACAUAUUUGACGGUCACUUCAAGUUAAAUCAAGAUCUUCUGAGGUUUUAUGGUUUGUGGCCUUUCGAAAAAACGAAAUUUGAGCGUUUUCGUGCAGUAUGCUUCUAUAUAUUACUCAUUUCUGCAGUGAUUAUUCAGCUAGCACAAUUUGUUACAGCCGACUUACGUAUAAACGUUGUUGUUAAGAUUUUGUCGGAUUCUUGUUUGUGUUUGAUAUAUGUUAUAAACUUCAAUAUAUUUUUAUUCAAUACUAAGAAACAGAUGUUAACAGAUCCGCAGGAAAUUAAAAUCGUAGAACAUUACGUUUACCAAGGAAAAAACAUUACAGUUGCGGUAACAUUGCUGCAAAUAUGUAUGGCAUGUACAUUAUUAAUGAUACAACUGACACCAGAUAUCCUCGAUUUUUUGCGGCCAUUAAAUGAAUCACGUGCGCAUUAUUUACUACUCCUGAGUGAAUACCAUAUAAACGAAGGAAAACUAUUUUAUUAUAUCAUCUUGUAUAAUAGUGUUAGUUACAAUAUUGGUAUUUCGUCGACAAUAUCCAUCAGUUUGAUAUUUGUACUGAGUGCUUUACACUGCUGCGCAAUAUUUAAAAUUUGCAGCUAUCGAAUACAACAUUCUGUAGACAAGAAAGUAAUAACGUGCUUUAACAAGAAAAACGAAGUCAUCAAAAGAAUAAUUAAAACAGUAGAACUCCAUAAAAAUGCACAAAAGCUUUUUAAAUUGUUGACAACAAGUUUUACACUAUCUUUUCUUCUUAUAGUAGUGGUAGGCAUGUGUUCUUUUGUUUUAAAUUUAUACAGACUUCUGUUUGCAAUAAUAAGCAUGGAUGAUUUCAUGGAAUUUAUGAUAGCAACGUGUUAUAUUAUUGGACACGAACUUUAUCUUUUUGGAACUACUUUUCUGGGACAAUUGAUGGUAAACUAUGCUGACGAAUUAUUUAUCACAACAUAUAUGUCUCUGUGGUACAAGACGCCUGUAAAAGUUCAGAAAUUGUUCUUAUUUGUCAUGCAAAUCUCCUCGAAAAGUGUUGUGCCGAAUCUUGGCGGUCUAUACGUUUCAGUAAUGGAAAGCUUUACCUCGGUCAUGAGCACAGCAAUUUCCUUUAUGAUGGUAAUUUAUUCCAUACAGUAGUUUCAUAAACUAACGCAGAAAACGUAGCUAUUCGUAGUAAUAUACACAUGGAGAAAUUUUUCCCUGUAGACUAAAGUAGAAAUAUUUAAUUUAGCUAAA